AUGGAUGACGUGCUAGCGACUCUAAGGGAAAAGCACCAACUGCCUCUUAUUCAACUCUGGGUUCCCAGCAUGUACAGUUGUCCCGAGGCUGUGAGCAUAGGUGCCGACAAUACAUGCAAUUCCACGAAUGUAGCAAGUAAGAUUACUGAAUUGCUUACUCAUUCGGUGUCUGUUGAUUGGAAUCUGAGGUAUGCUUCAGAGCUUUAUCAAAUGACUUUGAAUGCAAUGUGUUUGGUUGAGGUCGCGAAAGCAUACUCCUUAAAGAAGGCAUGCUUCUUGGCAGACACAAGUGAACUUAGUAUAUCCAGUUACCCUCUCGUUCAUGUGACCCGUUCAUGCAAUCUUAACUCUUCUUUUGCGAUUCCCUGUACUUUGAUUCAUCCUGACAUUCCACCUUUAGUAUUAGAAGUCUUUCUUCCAACCAGAAAAGACUGUGAUGAGAAUCUAGGGAAUCUACUGAAGACAUUAUUGUCAACGGUGGCUCAAGAGCUUUCUGUACAUAAUGCUGAUUUUGGAUUAAAUCAAUAUGAGGAAUUUUAUGUCAAAAUCUCUCACAUGGAUGAUGAUAAAAUUGUUCACCUUGAUGUGAGUCGAAGUGUUGAGAUUGUAGAAACUGAAGACCAGCAGUUUCCAUUAUCAUCUUCUCCUCCACCAACCUCGACAAUUAAUGCUAGUAACAAUGAAAUUGAUGAUGCAACAGCAGGAGAGAAAAAUUCUGAUCUUUCUGAUGCUCUUGUUAUACAAGACAAAGCAGAUGCUUACAGCAAUCUUUCCUUAAAUACAAACAUGGCAAUGACUUUGGACAAUUUGGUGCAACACUCUGGUGAAAAACUUGAAGCCAGUGCUGCAGAACUUGGAGUUGCUCGACCUGCUUUGAAGCGUCUUUGUAGGGAACUCGGUACAUAUUGGUGGCCUCUUAUAAAGAGAAACAAAAUUGGACAGCGGUCAACUGACAAAGCCAGAGAGGAAGAGGCAGCAGUUGCAACUUCUAAUCCCUCGAAUGCAAAGGAUACAAGUGUUGUGCCAGAAAAGGAUACGAUUGAUCACAAGUAUGACAUCGUCAAGGCAACUUACAGAGAUGACAUUGUAAAAUUUCCUGUCUGCAGUAACAUAGGCCUGGAAGCUUUGCGCACGGAACUGGAGGAAAGAUUUGAUUUCAAUGGUGAAAGGUUCAAAAUCAAGUACGAGGAUGGAGGUCAUCUUGUUGAAAAUAAAAAUGCUCUUGCUGAUGAAGGAUCUCGCUCUAAUAUUGUUGAAGGUAAGAAUGGAAGAGUUUCAACAAUAUCCACGAGAUGGUCAGGCUCUUUCAUAAACUCCGAUGAAGCCCUGAAAUUGCCCGAGGACAUUGUUAUUGAUAUUCUAGCGAGGUUACCCGUCAAAUGUUUGAUGAAAUUCCAGUGUGUCUGUAAAGAUUGGUGUGUUGUGAUGAGGAGCCCAUACUUCAAAGAUGUGCAUUUCAACCAUCCAAGUAACAAGGAUAAUUUUGUCAUCCUCAUUAAUCGGAUUAGAGAUGCAUUUGAUGUGGCUGAUGGUGAUCCUGAUCGUGACCUUCACAGUCGUCUGUCGUUCCAUUCAUACCAUCACAAUGAAUCACUCCUCAAAACUGCUCCUGAUCCACCACCAUGUGAACCCCCCUUACACAUUUCUGAUGCUAGCGACGGUGGUGUUGUUUUCAUGUCAAGUUACGAACUUGAUCAUAUCUAUUUGGUGCAACCCGGCCACCAGGGAGAUAACAAGCCUUCCUCCCCGUCCUUUUAA
Oldenlandia corymbosa var. corymbosa is the source of this 1758-nucleotide messenger RNA. Lineage: Eukaryota; Viridiplantae; Streptophyta; Magnoliopsida; Gentianales; Rubiaceae. The record is from the annotation of a GenBank genome assembly.